Candoia aspera is the source of this 3824-nucleotide messenger RNA. RefSeq names its product desmoglein-1-like. Gene Ontology annotation, molecular function: calcium ion binding. The record is from RefSeq and is a predicted model, not a curated record. Gene Ontology annotation, cellular component: plasma membrane; desmosome. NCBI's taxonomy places the organism in Eukaryota, Metazoa, Chordata, Lepidosauria, Squamata, Candoiidae. Bases 119 to 3721 code for a protein of 1200 amino acids. The transcript has 16 exons. Gene Ontology annotation, biological process: homophilic cell-cell adhesion.
GGGUGGACGAACAUCUGUGCAGUGUCUUUUUACAGGCAUUGCCAUUGGGGGGGAGGGAAAGGUAUAGGCAGCUGGAGCAUUAUUGCCCCUUCCUUGGAUGUAAGAGACUACAGAUGAAAUGGACUGGCUUCCUUACAGAACAGCUGCUGUGCUGUUUAUUUUAAUGGUGUCCCUGGAUUUCAGCAUCAGUACUUUUCAUGUUGAGGUGAAAGAAUGGAAUGAAAACGGAAUGGAGAGAUGGAAAUCCUAUCGGAGGCAGAAACGGGAGUGGAUUAAGUUUGCUGCUGCCUGUAGGGAAGGAGAAGAUAAUUCAAAAAGAAACCCAAUUGCAAGAAUCCGAUCAGAUUGUGAAGAAACACAGCAAAUUAUAUAUAAAAUAAGUGGAGUAGGCAUUGAUCAACAUCCCGUGGGAGUAUUUGUCAUCAAUCAGAAGACUGGUGAAAUUAAUAUAACAAAAAUAGUAGAUCGAGAGGAGACUCCAAUGUUUGUGAUUCACUGUCAUGCUAUAAAUGUUAUGACUGGGAAAUCAGUAGAAACACCUCUUGAUCUUCGUGUCCGGGUUCUGGAUAUAAAUGACAAUCCACCAAUAUUUACACAACACAUGUUCUCAGGGUCAAUAGCAGAGAGCAGCAUGGAGACUACGUUUGUAAUGAAAAUAACUGCUACAGAUGCUGAUGAGCCAAAUAAUUUAAAUUCCAAAAUUGCCUACAAGAUUGAAAGCCAGAAUCCUGGAGGUCCAUUACUGUUUAUCUUGAACACAGAGAACGGAGAACUUCACAUUGCAAAAGCUCUUGAUAGAGAGGAACAAAGUCAAUAUACUCUGGUUGUGAAAGCCACAGACAGGAAUGGAGGGCCAUAUGGAAUAUCAUCAGAAUGUUUAUGUCAGGUUAAAGUUCAGGAUGUAAAUGAUAAUUUUCCUACUCUUUCACAAAGCUCGUUUUCAGUAUCAAUUCUAGAAAAUUCACUGAGUCAGGAGCUGCUGAGGAUACAAGUUUUUGAUGCAGAUCAAGAAUUUACAGAUAACUGGUUUGCAGAAUUUUACUUUAUCUCUGGAAAUGAGAACCACAACUUUGAGAUCACAAUAGACAGAACAACUAAUGAAGGUAUCCUGAAUGUGGUAAAGGAAAUUGAUUAUGAACAAUUUUCAUUAAUAAACCUUAAUAUUGGUGUGCGAAAUGUCGCUCCUUUCCACUCUUCUGUGGUUCAUCUUUAUCGAUCUCCUGCAACCCCAAUUGCCGUACAAAUAACUAAUGUACUUGAGGGACCAGCAUUUAGUCCAGCUUCACUGACGGUUACUGCAUCUGAGAGCUUAACAAGUGAAACUAUACUUACUUAUAAGGUUGGGACAUUCCAAGCCAUUGAUCAGGAUACUGGAAAAGUUGCUACAAAUAUCCGGUAUGAGAUGGGACGUGAUCCUGCUGCCUGGUUUCAAAUCAAUCCCCGAACUGCUGUCAUUACUUUUAAGAAAUCUAUCGAUCGAGAAUCAAUUUAUGUAGUCAAUGGGGUAUACACAGCAGAGGUACUUGCUGUUACUGUAGACAGCCCUUACACAACAGCCACUGGUACUAUUGUGCUUACUAUUCAAGAUGUCAAUGAUAACUGUCCUGUUGUGACUGAGGAGAUCAGGAGAGUUUGUAUGGACAAUCCAACAGUGGUGAUCACAGCUAAAGAUCUGGAUAGUUCUCCAUAUGGACCACCCUUUACAUUUAGCAUAGUGGCUCAGCCUGAAGGCAGCUCAUGGAGUAUCAGAAUAGUAAAUGAUACUUCUGCAGCUCUGUUUGCUAACACUAUAGAGUUCAUAAUUUAUGAAGUCCAAGUCAAAGUGACUGACAACAGUGGCAGAAGCUGUCAAAGGCCACUGGUAGUUCCUCUGCAAGCCUGUCAUUGUGAUCAUAAUAGAAUGUGUGUCAAUAUGGCCACUAGAAGAGUCAAAGUUAUAAUUGUUGGUUGGGGAGGAACGGGUACUGGAGGAAUGGUCGGUGGAGGAACAGGUGGUGGAGGAAUAGGUGGUGGAGGAACAGGUAGUGGAGGGGCAGGUGGUGGAGGAAUAGGUGGUGGAGGAACAGGUAGUGGAGGAACAGGUGGAGGAACAGGUGGCACUGGCUGGGGAACAGGUGACACUAGCUGGGGUGGAGGUGGAGGUGAAGGUGGUAAAGGUGAAGGUGGAGGUGGUAUUGACACUGGUGCUGGAGGUGGUGGUGGUACAGGUGGUACUGAUGACACGCAUGUCCAUGGUGGCAUUGGUGGACAUAGUAUUGACCUAGGAGGACCACGGCAACAAAGUGGAGAAACUUCUCUUAGUGCUGCUGCCAUUGGCCUGAUGUUUCUCGGAGGAUUAAUAUUUGUGUUGGUACCAAUUCUGAUGUCACAGAGCGAUUGUUGUGGUUAUCUUGGCUCUGGACAUGCUGGUGGAGUGGGAGCUGGAUUUGAGCCUGUGCCUGAAUGCACAGAAGGAGCUAUCCAUUCCUGGGGAAUUGAAGGAGCACAGCCUGAAGACCGGGAUGUUUCAAAUAUCUGUGCACCAGUAACUGCUGCAAGUAAAGGGGAGUUUGCAGACUCUUCAGAAAUCUACACAACUAAAUAUGGUGAUGGAGGAAUAGUGAGUUCAGGAGUUGAAGAAACAACAGGACUUGGAGCAGUAAAAGGCUAUGGAACUACAUUUGGUUAUGGGACAACUACAGGCUAUGGGACAACAGGACGGAGAGAGACAUUUGGAGGAAUAAAAGAAUACCGAGAAAGUGGUGUGAAUAUGGCUUUCCUAGACAGCUACUUCUCUGAGAAAGCAUUUGCCUAUGCUGAUGAAGAUGAAGGCAGACCAGCAAAUGACUGUCUCCUAAUAUAUGAUCAUGAGGGUAUAGGCACUCCUGUUGGUUCCAUUGGCUGUUGCAGUUUUAUUGGGGAUGAUCUGGAUGAUUCCUAUCUGGAUACGCUGGGUCCUAAGUUUAAGACCUUGGCAGAGAUCUGCUUGGGAAUAGAGAUUGAGCCCUUCCCAGAUGCCACUAUGCCUCUGCCCCACCCUGAUAUUGAGGUAAAUCUGCCACCACCUGGAACCACGAUUGUUGUUAACACAUCUUCAUCUAUGCCUCAACCUACUGCUGUUGGCGGUACAACGGUUGUUACAGAAAAUACCUACACAACUACUUCUAAUGUACAGCCUCCAAGGCCAAUACCUGAUCCUAUGCUCCAUGGUAAUGUAGUUGUGACAGAAACAUAUACUUCAGGACCAACAGUGAAACCCCCCCCAAUUAAUGUUGAUUCUCUGGGUGGAUCAAACGUUGUGGUCAGAGAAAGAGUGCUUGCUCCUGCCACAGUCACUGGUUUGCAUGGCAUGAUAGCUAUCCCCGAGCUACCAGAUGGGUCAAAUGUUGUGGUCACAGAAAGGGUAAUUGCUCCUAAUUCAAGGUUACCUGCUUCUUUGAGCAUUCCCAAUCUGGCAGAGGGGUCAAAUGUAGUUGUGACCGAAAGAGUGAUUCGACCUGCUGGCAGCUUGCAUGGCAACGUGACCAUCCCUUCUGACCUACCAAGUGCACGUAACGUGGUUGUAACAGAAAGAGUUUUGUCUGGAGCAGGAGUGAGUGGUGGCGCUGGGAGUCUAAGUAGUGCUCCUAAUCCACUGUUGGCUUCUGAUAAUCUUCUUAGUCAGACAAUCGGAUCUGCUUCCCCUGGUACAACUCGAAGAAGGGUAACAAAAUACAGCACUAUACAGUAUUCUAAUCAAUAAAGACCACUUGCAGCUACAUGUUCUUGCAAAACUCCCCCCUUUUUUUAGAUUUGCUGCUAAAUAAUGUUUUUAUUAUUUAUAGAUAGCAAAUCAAAAAUCAAAG